UGCUGCAGCUCGGACUACGAUGAGGACUGGAUUGAGAACAUCGACAUUUGUGAGCACUGCAAAUACCCCAUCGAGCCCGACAGCAAGCGCCAGCUGGUGGUGGCCCUAUACAACUACGAGCCCAUGCAUGAUGGGGACCUGGGGCUGCAGAAAGGCGAGAAGCUCCGCAUCCUGGAAGA
Messenger RNA from Pelecanus crispus (Dalmatian pelican), 179 nucleotides. NCBI's taxonomy places the organism in Eukaryota, Metazoa, Chordata, Aves, Pelecaniformes, Pelecanidae. The record is from RefSeq and is a predicted model, not a curated record.